GUCUCUGUCUGUGGUUCCAAACAUUAAAAACGCACGCUGGCCGAGACGUUUAACCGCUAAAAACACAGCCACAGCGAGUGCGGACAACGAAAUUUUCUCGGAAAGAAAAUUGGAAGGAAAAUUUCCGGGAAAAUUUGUGAGUUCACUUCAUUCACUUGCCAAUUCCAUUUCAGAUCUGUUGUUGAUUCUCAAGCCAAAUCUCGAACUCUUCUCUAUCGAUACAAUCUAUGUGUUCGUUAGAGAUGUUCCGAUUACAGCAAGAGAAGAUCAGAAAACGACGACAACUUUGAUUUCCAUUUUCAAUCGAUUGAAACGAUUCUAGGGUUUUUUAUUCUAUGGCCGACGCGCUCUCUGUGAUUCCUCCCGCCGUUCUCCGAAACCUCUCCGACAAACUCUACGAGAAGCGGAAGAAUGCUGCUCUUGAGAUUGAAGGAAUCGUGAAGCAGCUAGCGGCGGCGGGAGAGCACAAUAAGAUUACGGCCGUGAUAAAUUUGUUGGCCAAUGAGUUCACGUACUCGGCACAGGUGAAUCACCGGAAAGGAGGAUUGAUUGGACUGGCUGCAGCCACAGUUGCUUUGACUGGUGAAGCUGCCCAGCAUCUUGAGCAAAUUGUUCCACCUGUGCUGAGUUCCUUUUCCGAUCAAGAUAGCAGAGUUCGUUAUUAUGCUUGUGAAGCUCUAUAUAACAUUGCAAAGGUUGUCAGGGGAGACUUUAUUGUGUUUUUCAAUAAGAUCUUUGAUGCCUUAUGCAAGCUUUCAGCAGACUCAGAUCCCAAUGUUCAGAGUGCUGCUCAUCUUUUAGAUAAACUUGUAAAGGAUAUUGUCACAGAUUGUGAUCAAUUCAGCAUUGAAGAAUUUAUACCAUUGCUGAGAGAGCGUAUGCAUGUCCUAAAUCCUUAUGUCCGCCAAUUUUUGGUAGGAUGGAUCACUGUCCUAGAUGGUGCUCCAGAAAUCGAUAUGUUGGGUUUUCUUCCCGAUUUUCUUGAUGGUUUGUUUAACAUGUUAAGUGAUUCCAGUCAUGAAAUUCGGCAACAAGCUGAUUCAGCACUUUCUGAGUUUCUUCAAGAGAUCAAGAACUCUCCAUCUGUAGAUUAUGGUCGAAUGACUGAAAUAGUGGUACGAAGGGCAGCUUCCCCAGAUGAAUUUACUCGCUUGACUGCUAUCACUUGGAUAAAUGAAUUUGUAAAACUUGGUGGGGACCAACUUGUUCCCUAUUAUGCUGAUAUUCUGGGAGCUAUUUUGCCCUGCAUAUCUGACAAAGAAGAAAAAAUAAGAGUUGUCGCUCAUGAGACCAAUGAAGAACUUCGGGCAAUCAAGGCUGAUCCAGCUGAAGGAUUUAAUGUAGAAGCAAUCUUAUCUAUUGCAAGGAGGCAGUUGUCCAGUGAAUAUGAGGCGACUCGAAUUGAAGCAUUGCACUGGAUUAUGACUCUUCUAAAUAGACAUCGUGCAGAGGUCUUGUCGUUCCUGAACAAUACAAUUGAUACUCUUCUGAAGGCACUAUCAGAUCCAUCUGAUGAGGUAGUACUCCUGGUUCUUGAGGUGCAUGCAUGCAUAGCCAAAGAGCCACAACAUUUCCAUCAGCUUGUUGGUUUUUUAGUGCAUAACUUCGGGGUUGACAACACUCUCCUGGAGAAGCGUGGGGCUUUGAUAAUUCGCCGUCUUUGUGUUCUUUUAGAUGCUGAAAGAGUCUAUCGGGAACUUUCCACUAUACUCGAGCGAGAAUCUGAAUUGGAUUUUGCGUCAAUUAUGGUUCAGGCUUUGAACUUGAUUUUGCUUACUUCUUCUGAGUUGUCCGAGCUUCGUGAUCUUCUCAAACAAUCACUGGUCAAUGAUGCUGGGAAAGACUUAUUUCUUUCUUUGUAUUCUUCAUGGUGCCAUUCGCCAAUGGCCAUUAUUAGUCUUUGCUUAUUAACUCAGGCUUACCAGCAUGCGAGUUCCAUCAUACAAUCUCUGGUUGAGGAAGAUUUCAACGUCGAAUUCUUGGUUCAGUUGGACAAACUGAUCCACCUACUGGAGACUCCAAUUUUUGCUUACCUUAGGUUGCAGCUUCUUGAACCCGGAAGAUAUAUAUGGCUGUUAAAAUCCUUGUAUGGUCUUCUGAUGCUGCUUCCCCAGCAAAGUAAGGCCUUCAAGAUUCUAAGAACUCGAUUAAAAGCCGUGCCUUCAUACUCCUUUAAUGGUGAGCAGUUCAAACAGACAUCGUCAGGAAACUCUUACUCCCAAAUUAAUCACCGGCCAAGUGGAUCAUUCUCUGAGGAUGGUGACAUAGAUGAAAAUUUGCAGAGUGUGCACAAUGGAAUAAACUUUGCUUCCUGGCUGCAACAGUUUGAGCAGAUGCAGCAGAAGCAUCGUAUGCACUCAAAAUCACAAACACAAUUGCGCUACAGUUCUUAUGCAUCUACACAGGAGGUGCAGAGAGCAGAAGAACCCCGACGACCUUUGCCAGUGCCAGACAUGAGCGGCCUCAAGAUCAUCACAUAGAGGUCCGGGACAAUUACAACUGUAACUAUUUUCGGUUCUUACCCCUAAUGGUGGGUGGUCAUACGAGGAUCAGAAUUUGUAAAUUGUAUAUCGUCUAGUAUUUUGUUUUUGUUAAACUUACCGAGGAUGGUGAGAUGGGUGGGUGAUUGGGAUUUGAAUUGCGCUCCGGUGUUACCGGAGUUAUUCUUUUUCUCUGUGAACAGGAACAGGAACAGGAUGUGCUCAUGUGGUUCUGUUGUUUUUUUUAUGGGAAACCAUAUGGGCCAGAGGUAGAAAUUUGAUUUAGAUAAUGCAGUUUGUUCUCUCUCUCUCUCUCUCUCUCCCUUCCAACAAUUAAAAUAAAUAAUCAUGUACACAUUGAUCUUAGUAAAGAUUAUCCCUUCCACGUCCUUAA
This is a messenger RNA of Camellia sinensis, 2874 nucleotides long. Its product is annotated as protein VAC14 homolog. NCBI's taxonomy places the organism in Eukaryota, Viridiplantae, Streptophyta, Magnoliopsida, Ericales, Theaceae. Gene Ontology annotation, biological process: phosphatidylinositol biosynthetic process. Gene Ontology annotation, cellular component: PAS complex; endosome membrane. The record is from RefSeq and is a predicted model, not a curated record.